Molecule: messenger RNA, 777 nt
Organism: Adineta steineri
Lineage: Eukaryota; Metazoa; Rotifera; Eurotatoria; Adinetida; Adinetidae
Source: the annotation of a GenBank genome assembly
AUGCAUACAAUUGUAACAACUAAAUUAAUAUUUAAUGAUGAUCAAAAAGCGUCCAUGUACAUAAAAGAUACAACUCAUAAACGUCUAUCUCGUAUUGCUUAUCUUGCCAUGAUUCGUAAUCAUGCUUUGGAACCUAUCUUACACAAUAAAAUUCAUAUGUCUACGAAUGGAAGUCGACGCUUUUUAAAAGUUCUUUUUCUCAAUGACAUUGCAUUUUCUAGUCAAGAUGCAAUUCGUUUACUUCAAACAAAUCACGGUGAUUAUUCAGCUGCUUGUGCACUCGAUUUCAUCAAUCCUAUUAAAUUCUAUGAUACAUUUGCAACUCGUGAUACUGAUGGAUAUUCUAUGGGUUUGCCAUUAUAUCCAUUUUUUGCUCCUGGACAAAGUCAAUCACAAAUAAGACAAGGACAUGAUCUCGUUCAUGUCAAAAGUUGUUGGUCUGGUAUGGUGGCAUUCGAUAGUGCACCUUUCGAAAAUGGUUUAAAAUUUCGUUCUUUAAGUAAUGAAUCUACUUAUGACGCUUCAGAAUGUUGUCUUAUUCAUGCAGAUAUAAAUCAGCCAAAUAGGACUUUUAUCAAUACCAAAAUUCGUGUGGCUUACUCUAAUAUUGUCUAUGUAUGGCAAAAACGAUUAGCUUAUUUUGAAACUAUAUGGAUUCCUAUACAGAAAUUUAUCACAUACGUAGCUGGUCUACCACGAUACAAUAAAUAUAGAACAUCGGGUAAUGGUGGUUUCUGCUGGAUAUCAGGGAAGAAGCUGCUCAAAGAUUAUCACUAG